Setaria italica (foxtail millet) is the source of this 1196-nucleotide messenger RNA. Its product is annotated as histone H3-like centromeric protein CSE4. Lineage: Eukaryota; Viridiplantae; Streptophyta; Magnoliopsida; Poales; Poaceae. Gene Ontology annotation, cellular component: nucleosome. Bases 136 to 978 code for a protein of 280 amino acids. The transcript is spliced from 2 exons. The record is from RefSeq and is a predicted model, not a curated record. Gene Ontology annotation, molecular function: DNA binding; protein heterodimerization activity; structural constituent of chromatin.
UGUACCGCAAGUUUGAUGUGAUGGGGAAUCUUCUUUUUGCAUAGUGUCAAAGUUAGAAGUUAGGAGGUAACUAAACAUGGCCCAAAUCCUCCCCACCUCAACCUGCUAGCGCCGCCGAUCCGCCGCUCCGCUCCGAUGGCCCGCACCAAGCAGACGGCCCGCAAGUCCACCGGCGGCAAGGCGCCGAGGAAGCAGCUGGCCACCAAGGCCGCCCGCAAGUCGGCGCCGGCCACCGGCGGCGUCAAGAAGCCCCACCGCUUCCGCCCCGGCACCGUCGCGCUCCGGGAGAUACGCAAGUACCAGAAGAGCACGGAGCUGCUGAUCCGCAAGCUCCCCUUCCAGCGCCUCGUCCGCGAGAUCGCGCAGGACUUCAAGACGGACCUGCGGUUCCAGUCCUCGGCCGUGGCGGCGCUGCAGGAGGCCGCGGAGGCGUACCUCGUGGGGCUGUUCGAGGACACCAACCUCUGCGCGAUCCACGCCAAGCGCGUCACCAUCAUGCCCAAGGACAUCCAGCUCGCCCGCCGCAUCAGGGGCGAGAGGGCUUCCCAGCCUCCUCGCCCCGCUCCGAUGGCCCGCACCAAGCAGACGGCGCGCAAGUCCACCGGCGGCAAGGCUCCCCGCAAGCAGCUGGCCACCAAGGCCGCCCGCAAGUCGGCCCCGGCGACCGGCGGCGUGAAGAAGCCCCACAGGUUCCGCCCCGGCACCGUCGCGCUCCGUGAGAUCCGCAAGUACCAGAAGAGCACGGAGCUCCUGAUCCGGAAGCUGCCGUUCCAGCGGCUGGUGCGCGAGAUCGCGCAGGACUUCAAGACCGACCUCCGGUUCCAGUCCUCGGCGGUGGCGGCGCUGCAGGAGGCCGCUGAGGCGUACCUGGUGGGUCUGUUCGAGGACACCAACCUGUGCGCCAUCCACGCCAAGCGCGUCACCAUCAUGCCCAAGGACAUCCAGCUCGCCCGCCGCAUCAGGGGCGAGAGGGCCUGAGCGAUGCUCGUCGUCAGUGUUCUUUUGAUUUGUUGGUCUGUAGUGCUAGCCUGCUCUGCUAGAACUGGGUUGGGAAUCUUGUAAUGAUCUGUAUGUUGGCCUCGCCUCAGUGGAAUAUGAUCCGUGUCUCCUGAAUCCUUUUGUACUUGCAACGUUUGCUGUCUGAUCUGUUCUCAAGCAUGCAAUGUGAAGGAAACAACUCGCUGCUGUUGAUUUCA